GCAGCGGCGGCGGACGGGGCAGGGCCGGGCCGGAGCCGCGCAGCGGCGGCAGCGCCAUGGGGCUGGAGACGGAGAAAGUGGACACCCGCAUCUUCAUGGACGACGACGACAACUUCCCGCGGAGCGGCGGCCCCGCGCUGUCGGACGCGGAGAAGUGCGCGGAGGACGAGCUGGACCGCGACCCCCACGGGCUGAACUCCCACCUGCAGCUUGGCUUCGAGGAUGUGAUCGCGGAGCCCGAGCUCACCCACUCCUUCGACAAGGUGUGGAUCUGCAGCCACGCUCUGUUUGAGCUCAGCAAGUACGUGAUCUACAAGGUCCUGACUCUGGUCCUCGCCAUUCCGAUGGCCCUGGUUGUGGGGAUCGUCUUCGCCACGCUCAGCUGCCUCCACAUCUGGGUUGUGGUGCCUUUUGUGAAAACCUGUCUCAUGGUCCUGCCUUCAGUGCAAACUGUAUGGAAGAGCCUGACAGAUGUUUUUGUUGUACCAUUCUUUCAGAGCCUAGGCCGGUGCUUUGCCAUGGUUAAUAUACGCCUGGACCAAGAGUAAACUUCGGAGAUGUGACACUGCUGUAGUUGUAGCUGGUGUUAUACUUCUUUGCUAACCUAACAUACAAGCACUUGCCAUUCAUUCCAAACUUAAAUUACAAUGGCUGGUUUAAGUGGGAACAUGCUGUUUUUAUUAAAACUCAUUUAUUAUCAGGGAGAUCCAUUUAAGAAUUAGUAGGCAGUUUUCAUAGCUCACUAUUUCAACAACAGAGUGAUCAUGGAGUAUAUUGGCAACACUUUAUUUUAAUGGUAGGUUGAUUGGUAGAUUAUGGGAGAAUUCUCAUGGAGGACUAAAUGCCACCAGAGUGAUAAUGAUUGGUGUUAUUGCUAUAAAUAAAUAAAGGAAUAGGCUGUGAUACCUUAGACAAAACUGAUCUCUAGGGUUUCACACUGACUUUACUGCAGUUCCACCAGGGAUCAUUUUUGGCUCCACUAUGCAGAAUGAUAAACCCAGUCCUCUGUUAUCAGCAGUUAAAGUGAACGUGACUCAUUGCAUAAACAUACAGGCAAAGGAACUGUUGUGUAAUUCUCCUGUAUUGGGGGAGGAGAGGGGAAGCUCCCUAGAAGUUUAUCCCUUAAAAUAAGGUGUUAGUUAAUGAUCUGUAACAUUAGCUAAUCUGUAUAUUUUAUUUAAUGAGAGAUUAACUUUGCUGUAUAUUUUGUACCUUUGUAAAUGACAGUUGAUCAGGUUUCUAUGAAGCAUAGUUUCUCUAGUAUUUGAAUUCUAACCAACUUAUUAAGCAGCAAGAGUGAGACACUGCAAAAAUUAUUUUAGAUAACUAAUAUUUCCUUUUCUAAAUUAAAUAGAUUUUGAGUGUUGCUGUGCAAUUUUAAUAUAUUAAUUAUAUAUGAUUGUGUGUAAAAGCAAAGAUUAUAAGUGUUUAUAUACACGAUUAUGCAAAAGACUUGGAAAUAUCUGUUUAUGAGAAAUGGUUUUUAUUAAAAAUUGGGUGUAAUAAAUGCUACCCUGCCUAUUUCUGUAUAUUAUUGGUGUGAACAUUGUGAUAUUUAAAGUAAUAGACACUAUGCUAGCACUUUAACCAGGUUGCAAGUUCUUAUAGAAGGCAAGUGACUGUACUUGGUAUCCUUGUCUAAUUCUCCUAACCUAUUGACUUGACUCUCUCUGUUGCUAUUUUACUAUUACAAAACUUAACCCCUGAAAAAGACACUUCUUUCUUCUGCACCUAAUAUGACUUUUUAAACCAGAAUAACAGAAAAUGUGCAGAGGUACAUUAAAAUUACAUUAGCCUUCUGCUGGGCUUAUGCUGCUGUUUUAUUUAAAUACAGAUGGUAAGUUGCAAUUGUAAAAUGUUUGUAUGAUUUAGAAUGUUAUUUUCUAAAAUGUCUCAAAUUUCUUAUCAAACAAGAGGUAUCUAAUAAAAUAAUAAAAUGUCA
Messenger RNA from Zonotrichia albicollis (white-throated sparrow), 1942 nucleotides. It is a transcript of the gene CAV2, whose product is annotated as caveolin 2. Gene Ontology annotation, molecular function: protein kinase binding; molecular adaptor activity. Lineage: Eukaryota; Metazoa; Chordata; Aves; Passeriformes; Passerellidae. Gene Ontology annotation, cellular component: focal adhesion; Golgi apparatus; perinuclear region of cytoplasm. Gene Ontology annotation, biological process: regulation of cytosolic calcium ion concentration; insulin receptor signaling pathway; cell differentiation. The record is from RefSeq and is a predicted model, not a curated record.